Eruca vesicaria subsp. sativa (arugula) is the source of this 2410-nucleotide messenger RNA. NCBI's taxonomy places the organism in Eukaryota, Viridiplantae, Streptophyta, Magnoliopsida, Brassicales, Brassicaceae. The record is from the annotation of a GenBank genome assembly.
UGAUAAGAAGACCAAGUAGAGCAAUAAGACAAAAUAAGGACAAGAAAAAGAAAAAAAAGCGACAAAAUCUAAGAGAUAAAAAGACAAAGUCCACUACAACUCCAAACAAUAUAAGGUAAGGUAGUAUGAUAGUUCUCGGACCGAUCCACGAAACUCCCUCAAAACCCUUUCUUUCUACAACCUUUCUUCACUAUAUAUCACCAUAUUCCUCCUCACUCUACUUCACACUCACACACAUAUACAAAAAAUCAAUAGGAUUGUUAUUAAGUUAAUUAGGAUUGAAGAUGGCUACUAAACAAGAAACUUUAGCCAUAAAAUCCAUAAGCCAACACCUUCUCACAGAUUUUGUUUCCACAGAAACCAUAGAAAACCAAACCCCUAAACCAAACUCUACUCUUAACCGACGUAAACCGCCUUUACCGAAUCUAUCCGUUUCAAGAACGGUCUCUUGCACGAUAAAGAAGGCAGAGGAAGAGGAGGAGGAGGAGAAAAGACACUACCGUGGAGUGAGGAGGAGACCAUGGGGAAAAUACGCGGCGGAGAUUAGGGAUCCUAACAAAAAGGGUUCUAGGCUUUGGCUUGGGACUUACGAAACCCCCGUGGAAGCUGCAAGAGCUUAUGACCAAGCGGCGUUUGAGUUGCGUGGGAGAAAAGCAAUCUUGAAUUUCCCUCUAGAUGUGAGGGUUAGUUCCGACAGUUGUUUUGUCGGAUUAGGGAAACGUAAGAGGGUUAAGAGUUUCCUAGCUGAGGAGGAGACGGUGCCGGUUAGGGUUAAAGUUGAGGAAAAUGAGGCUGAGGUUGAAGCGGUUCCUUUGACGCCGUCAAGUUGGAAGGGGGUUUGGGAUGUGGGAGCAGGAGAUGGGAUCUUCAGUGUUCCUCCGUUAACUCCGACGUCUCCCAACUCCGUUACUUGAACUUCUGAAUUUGUCAACGGUUAGGAGUGUAAUUGUCAAGCAACUGAGCAAGAGGGUGGGGUUUGGUUAUAUAUGUGGAGCCCUAGAUAAUUACGUAGCAAAUCAAGUUGCUUCAAAUCAUAUCCUAGCAAGUAGCUGGCAAGAUAACCCUACAAGAAAAGCAACUUGACGAAUUUGUCUCUCCUCUAGUCCUCUUCAGGUGAACGUUAUAUUAUACAUGAUGUAUCUUGAUAUGUUUAAGACAGUCACCUGACUCACCCAUAAUCAGCUAAAACCCACUACCUUUCAAAGAAAUAACUUAGGAUUUGAACCAAGGGUGGCGCAAGGGACUGAACUCUACAAGAAUCAAACUUGUUAGGAGGUGCUUACGACAAAAGUUAAGGGGAGGCACAUAAUUAAAAACAUAAUUCGGUGCUUCUAAUGCCAAAUUAAGCGUCUGAUUUUAGUUGUUGAUUGGGCUGUUCCGUGGGCUCCACGAAACGUGGCGCCUACGAUUGUUAUUUUUAGUUUUUUUUUUUAAAUCCCAAAAAAAAAAAAAAAUUUAAGCACCCCUAAUGAAGUGUUGGGAUAAAUGUGUUCUUAGGACAUUAUCGCCAGCGACAUGUAAGGUUUCUUAACUUUUUCUUCUUCUUAAAAUCGGACAAAAAACCAAUCGCAAACCAUCACGUGUCAGUGGGGCAUGCGAACAGUACAAGGACCAAACCAAUACGUUUCUUAUUUAAGGACUUUUCUUCUCGGUUUUGGUGUUUUUAUGGGUUCCGUCGCCUCCCCUCCCCUUAAGGACCUUGCAAUAAUCUUGCCCUUAGUGAAGUUAGUCACCAUCAGAGACAAAAAUCAAGUUGGCACAACUUGAAUGAGUCCUGACCAAAGAUCAUAACUUCUCCAUAAAUGGUUAAUGAAUUAAAAAUGGGGCCCACAGAGUAAACCAGAGAGACUUGUGAUACACAACCCAAGGCUGCCAAAACACAUGUGUUUAGGAUUCUUUUCUAUGCACAUACAAAUAUCAAAACUUUCCAUUAAGACAUCACCUCAGGUUGAGAGACUAUCUCAAACCGGAAAAUACCAAAGAGGACCGAAGAGACAAGGCAUUACAGAGGCAUCAGAAGGAGGCAGACACUUUCCUCAACUUGCACAUGCUAGUCAAAUCUAUUGUACAUUAAGAAUGAUCAUUUUUCCAUUACAUUUUUUUCUUUUUGACAAAUAAAGUCAUUCAAUUUACGUACAAAAACUCAAACAAUAAUGUAUAAACAUCAACAUUCUACUUGUGUGGUCGUGUGUGUAUGUGUGCACACAUAAGUGGUAACGGAAAACACAAUGAUGCAUGUUAAUUGACGAGUUUAGAUUUGCAACUUGUAACCUUUUUUCUAUUUAAUUAGAUGUGAUCUCCACUCCUUAAUAGCAGAAAGAAGAGACUGAUUAGGAAGAAGAGUUUGGUUGGUGAAGGGCAUAUCCGUCAUUGGAGAUUUAUGAUUCUUCUCAAACCAUUCCAUAAUGGC